This is a messenger RNA of Drosophila albomicans, 1030 nucleotides long. RefSeq names its product chymotrypsin-1. Gene Ontology annotation, molecular function: serine-type endopeptidase activity. The transcript has a single exon. The coding region runs from base 54 to 863 and encodes 269 amino acids. NCBI's taxonomy places the organism in Eukaryota, Metazoa, Arthropoda, Insecta, Diptera, Drosophilidae. The record is from RefSeq and is a predicted model, not a curated record. Gene Ontology annotation, biological process: proteolysis.
UAUUGACAAUUCGAAAUCGAAAGUCGAAACAACGCGUACUAAAUACACACAAAAUGAAGUUCCUUAUUCUACUUGCCACACUUUUGGCCUGCGAAGCACGCGAACUUGGAUUAGGCAAACGUGCCAGCCAUCAAUUGGAUAUCGAUGUAGUUCGUCCCGAAUCGCGUAUUGUGGGCGGCUCAGAUGCUCCACAAGCUUUUGCUCCUUACCAAGUGUCCAUCAUGAACACCUUUGGCGAACACGUUUGCGGCGGCAGCAUCAUCGAUGAGAACUGGAUACUCACAGCUGCCCAUUGCACUGAAUGGCCCAAACAGUAUCUGAAAAUCGUCACCGGCAGCAAUGAUUACACCAAACCAGGUGCGGAGUAUUCUGUGGAUAUUGUGAAGAAGCAUUGCGAGCACGAUAAACCCGCCUAUCACAAUGAUAUUGCCCUCUUGCACGUCGCCACGCCUAUUGUCUUUGAUGAGCGCACUCAGCCCAUCAAGAUGGCCACCAAGGAUUCGCUGAACACAGGCGACAAAGUCACACUCACCGGCUGGGGCAGCAUCAAGGCCUGGGGACGUUAUGUCACCCAGCUGCAGAAAAUUGAGCUCGCCUACUUGGCGCAUUCGGACUGCGAGUCAAAGGUGAAGAAUGCCAAAUGGCUGGGCGAAGGACAUCUCUGCACUCUGACCAAGGAAGGCGAGGGAUCGUGCCACGGCGACUCUGGCGGUCCGCUGGUCGAUGAGAACAACACCUUGGUUGGCGUCGUCAAUUGGGGCGAGGCAUGUGCUCUUGGCUACCCAGAUGUGUUUGCCUCCGUGCAAUACUAUCAGCCCUGGAUCAACGAGAUGAUGACACCAGAAGGCGUUGCCUGUUCGUAAACUCUCUCAACUCAAAGAGGACACACAGGGAGGUCAAUAGACCCCAUAAAAAACCUUAACUCUAUACCAAAGAACAAAAGCCCCACCGAACAAAAAACCUAGUCUGUAGCUCAACCAUAUUUAUCAAAUUUAUAUAUCGCAAAAUAUAAAAUAUUUAUGAACAACAA